Plasmodium gonderi is the source of this 2433-nucleotide messenger RNA. Its product is annotated as merozoite surface protein 3. The record is from RefSeq and is a predicted model, not a curated record. The transcript has a single exon. NCBI's taxonomy places the organism in Eukaryota, Apicomplexa, Aconoidasida, Haemosporida, Plasmodiidae. Bases 1 to 2433 code for a protein of 810 amino acids.
AUGAAUAAUAAAUUUCGUGGAACCAUCCUUUUUGUCUUAUUUUUAAAUUUAUGCACUUUUGAAAAUAAUAUUGUUAGAAACGAAAGUGUAAACUUUAAAAAAUCUAACUUCAGAAAAGGAUCACAAAUAAAUUAUGUUACAUUGCAGGAUGAAGGAGUCAGCACAGACUCAAGUGAUGUAGUAGUCAAACCAAGUGAAGACCCUAAGCAACUAACAGAUAAAUUAAAUGAGGAAACAAAUCCAAAUAUUGGACAAGAACAUAGUGAUGUCCAAAAUAUAAAAGCAGAAGAUGCCGCAGAACAAGGUACAAGAGUAGAUGGAGGUGAAGGGACAGAGGUAAGUGAAACUGUCGAAGAUCAAAAAGCAAGUGAAAAUGAUAAUGGAAGAAGCACUCAACAAGAUGAACAAAUUACACAAGAUGCAGCACAAGUAGAAGCACAUCCAGUAGAUAGUUCAGUAGAAAGGGAACAAUCGGUACAAGAUCAACCAGUUAUGCGGGCAGUUCCCGAAGCUCCCAAAGAAGUAUCAACAGAUGCAGGAGGACACACAAAUCAUAAUAAUUUAGACGCAGGUUCAGGAGAAGAACAACGAGAAAGGGAAGAACUAGUGAGUGAAUCACAACAACCAGAGAAAAACGAAAAUCAAUCACAAGGGGACAAAGAAGAAGUGGAAAUAGUAGACGAGAAAAAAGAACAAGGGGUUAGUACUCCUAAUAACAAAACCGAACAAAAAACGCCAGAUGAUGCUAACACUGAAAAAGAUAAAAAGAUAAAAGACGCUGAGGCCAAAAAAAAUAAAAAGAUAGAGGAUGCAAACACUGAAAAAAAUAAAAAAGUAGAGGAUGCCAACAAUGAAAAAAAUAAAGAAAUAGAAGAAGCUGAAGCUAAAGAAAAACAAAAAGAAGCAGAGAUUAAAUUAGAAGGGGAGAGAAAAAUACAAGAAGCAGAUGCAGAAGCCAAACGUGUAGCAGAUGAAGCACAAAUGAAGGAAAAAAGUAUAACAGCAGAAGCCAAAGCAAAAACAGUGCGCAUAACAGAAGAAGAAUAUUUAAAAAUAGAAAAUGAAACAAAUGAAAAAGAAAUUAGUAAAGUUGUAGCUGAUGCAAUACGGAUAAUAGAAGAAGCAGAAGCUGAAGCAAAACGAGUAGAAGUAGAAGCAAAGGCAGAAGCAAAACGGAUAGAAGAAGAGGCUAAGGCCGAAUGUGAGAGAAAAAAAGUGGAGGCAAAAGCAGAAGUAAAACGAAAAAUAGCAGAGGAAAAAGCAGAAUCCAAGAGAAAAAAAAGUGAAGCAGAAGCAAAAGCUAAUCGAAAAGGAAAAGAAGCUGAAGCGGAAGUAAAACGAAUAACAGCAGAAGCGAAUGAAGAGGAAAAAAAAGAAGUUGAAGGAGCGAACACAGCAUAUAAUAAAGUAGUAGAAGCAGCAGAGGAGAAAGCAGAGAAGGAAACAAAGGAGGAGGCAGAGGAAGAAACAAAGGAAUCGACAUCAGAACCGGUCACUGAUUCACAGAAUGUAAAAGAACCAGAAACAGAAAGCGAUAAAGAAGCAAAAACAGCAGCGCAAUCAGUUGAAACAUCAGCAGAAAAAACUAAACAAGAAGAAGCAUUAGAAAAAUCGAAAGCAGCAGAAGAGGAAAAAGCCGAAAUAGAAAAGGCUAAAAAAGAAGAAGAAUCAGAGAAAGACAAGGCAGAAAAAGUAGAAAAAGCUAAGGAAGUAGAAGAGGAGGCCAAAAAAAAAGCAAGAGAAGAAGAGGAAAAAACGAAAAGAAAAGCACGAGAAGUAGAAGCAGAAGAAAAGAAAAAAGCAGAGGAAGAGGAAAAAGGUGAGGUAGAAAAAGCUAAGGAAGCAGAAGAGAAGGCAAAAAAAAAAGCAAGAGAAGAAGAGGAAAAAACGAAAAGAAAAGCACGAGAAGUAGAAGCAGAAGAAAAGAAAAAAGCACAGGAACAUGCUAAGAAUAUCGGUAAUACCAGACUAGGACUAGUGGAUAUAACUACACCAAGAAAUGAUAAAAUAAUAGAAUUAGAAGAAGAAGUAGAAGACGAAAAAGAAGAAGAAGAACUUGAAAUGAAUGAGCAAGACGAAGAAGAUGAAUUACCACCAGCCGAAGAUGAGGAAGAGGGAGAUGAAGAAGACGAAGAAGGGGAAGUUGAAGACGAGGAGGAAGAGGAAAAAACCGAGCGGGAAGAAGAAAACCAAGUGAUGGAAAACUCUGAUGGAGACAAUGAAGACCUAAAGGAAAAAGAAAAGAAUGAAGACCCAUUAAAUGAUAAUAAUGCUCAUAAAUCAAUUGAAAACAAUUAUCAAAAUGUUAAAGAUAUUAAAAAAAUAGCUGAUGAAAAGGUGAAAGAGAUGAUUAAUCUCAUUGGCAACAAUACUGCAAUUCUGGACACACUGAAAUACUUAUCAAGAGACAUGAAUUAUCUGUUUCAAAUUUGA